This is a messenger RNA of Marchantia polymorpha subsp. ruderalis, 1328 nucleotides long. Lineage: Eukaryota; Viridiplantae; Streptophyta; Marchantiopsida; Marchantiales; Marchantiaceae. The record is from the annotation of a GenBank genome assembly.
GAAGACGCGGACUGGCCUUCGUCCUGGCGCGCUCGCACGCGGGAAACCGAGUUCGAACGAGGGGUACGAGCAACCGGCACUCCGAGGAAAGUGGAAGUGGCUCGAUGCAAGCAUCUCGAUCACAAAGAGCUCGAGGACGAUCGGCUGGCUCGUUGUUUUUCUUCGUUUCGGGAGUUCGGGUUGACCGCGCUCGUUUUGGCGUCGUGUGCCAAGUUGAGCUGAACUUCCACUGAGGGGACCGAAGCGCGAGUGUGGGAGAAAGGGGCGGUGUGUACAAGGGUGGCAGGUAUCGACUCUUCGGGAAUCCUCAGCUACCGUAGUCUUCAGUGAUAAAAGUCAACUAUUCUUCCGUCGGGAUUCUCUUCCUUGAUUGGAGGCAAAGCUCGUGGAAGGUCUGUGGAAAGCUCUUCAAAAUGUUGGAGCUACGAUUGGUACAGGGUAGUCUGCUCAAGAAGGUCUUAGAUGCAAUCAAAGAUUUGGUGACAGAUGCUAAUUUUGACUGUUCCGAGUCUGGCUUCUCCCUUCAAGCCAUGGAUUCCAGUCACGUAGCCUUAGUGGCUUUACUGCUCAGGUCCGAUGGUUUCGAGCAUUACCGUUGUGACCGCAAUCUAUCCAUGGGAAUGAACCUGACAAACAUGUCGAAAAUGCUGAAAUGCGCGGGAAAUGACGAUAUCAUCACCAUUAAGGCGGAUGAUGGUGGUGACUCUGUAACAUUCAUGUUCGAAAGCCCGAGUCAAGACAAGGUAUCUGACUUUGAAAUGAAGCUGAUGGACAUCGACAGCGAGCAUUUGGGUAUUCCUGAGACAGAGUACCAUGCAAUUGUGAAAAUGCCUUCAGCUGAAUUCGCUCGUAUUUGCCGGGAUCUAAGUACCAUUGGAGACACAGUUGUGAUAUCUGUCUCGAAGGAUGGUGUGAAGUUCUCUACAUCAGGAGACAUUGGUAGUGCGAAUGUUGUCUGUCGACAAAAUAACAGUGUUGACAAUAAGGACAACGAGACCGUGAUUGAAAUGAACGAGCCAGUGUCGCUGACAUUUGCUCUUCGUUAUCUCAACUCUUUCACCAAAGCAACCACACUUUCUAACACCGUGACACUCAGUAUGUCCAAAGAGUUACCUGUUGUUGUAGAAUACAAGAUUGCAGAAAUAGGACACAUUCGGUUUUACCUGGCUCCCAAGAUUGAAGACGAGGAGGAGACUCAGGCAUAGGUACUCCAAUAUGUAAGUAGGUGGCGAGGACUCUGUAUCGGAAAUUUCUUGUUUCUGAAUUUAAAAUUCUGGAUACUGCAACGAGUGUGUCACAGGCAAUUCAUUUUCGGACUGCAGUAAUGC